Messenger RNA from Nyctereutes procyonoides (raccoon dog), 6918 nucleotides. It is a transcript of the gene CPN1, whose product is annotated as carboxypeptidase N subunit 1. Lineage: Eukaryota; Metazoa; Chordata; Mammalia; Carnivora; Canidae. The coding region runs from base 4532 to 5875 and encodes 447 amino acids. The transcript is spliced from 9 exons. Gene Ontology annotation, molecular function: zinc ion binding; metallocarboxypeptidase activity. The record is from RefSeq and is a predicted model, not a curated record. Gene Ontology annotation, biological process: proteolysis.
CUCUUUCCCCCAUUCCCUACUCCCUUUCUCCUUUGUUUAGCAUCUAGAGAGAGUGACAGAGGAAGAAGGAUAGCUACUCCCCACCUUCCUACUUGAUAUGAAUAUCCUUCUACCUCUUCCCACUCCUUUGCAAGUUUUCAUGUAUUCCUUUAUUUGCUCAUAUUUCCUUGGUGGGAACUUACUUCUCCUGCAUAUCUGUAGUCACUGGAAUUGAGUAGAAUGUUGGGCUCACUGCCAGGGAAAGUGUGGAGUCCAGGCUCUCCUCCACUACUUAGUUAUGUGACUCUGGGCAAAUCCCUCCUCUGGAAUGGGAAUUACUACACCCUCCUCCCAAGGCUGUUGUGGGGAAUAAAGAACCAGUUAGUACCCUGUAAGGUAAUGUAGAAUUGUGAAAUAGUGGAGACUUCUUGGUCUAGGCAGGGACAGCUUUGAGGAUACUGAGAACCCAGAAAGUAGGAAAUGCCUAAAAUUUGUCCACUUUCUCACAUCUCAUCACUGGGGUCUGACCCUCCUACCUUUCGCUUUCACUCAUAAGGACAUUUGUGAUUACACGGGGCCCACGGGUAAUCCCUCUAUCUCAAGAUCAGCUGAUAAACAACUUCAAUUCCAUCUGCAAACUUCAUUGCACCUUGCCAUGUAACAUCACAUACUCCCAGAUCCCAGAGAUUAGGAUGUGGACCUCUUUCGGGACCAUUAUUACACCUACCUCAGGGGAAGACAGGACCCUCUGAUCCACCUCAAUUCCUGCAUGCUCUCCCUGAACCUCCAAAGCUAAAUUAGGUGACCCUGCUUAGUGCUCCCAAGUGGUUACAUCAAUCACAUUUUCCCCAGUGUUGUGCUUGCUUAUUUGUAAUUUUGAGGACAGAGACUUCCCUUUUUUGCUCUCUAUUGUCUGUCACUUAACCAGAAUGUAAGCACCACAUGGGCAGGAGUCUUUGUUGGUUUUAUUCUAGAUAAAAAAUAAUAAUAGUAAAGCUGUUAGCCUUUAGUAGUAAAGUAUAUAUAUGUUGAGUGAAUGAAUUGUAUAGCCAUCAUCUUGCAUGGUCUCUAGCACAGAAUAAGUGCUUCAUGCUGCUGCUACUCUAGUAAUACUGCUAAUAAUAUGUAUUGAGCCCUCACAAUAUGCCAGGCACUGUGCAAAAGGCCUUACAUGCAUUAUCUUAUCUGAUCCACCCAACUCAUGAGAGAGGAACUGUUUCUUCUCUAUCCUAUACAGAAGGAAACUGAAGUUUAGGGAAGUUUAAUUAAUUUGCCCGAUGUCAAAUGGCCUAAGAGGGAGUUGAACUUGUACUUAAAAUCAUAACCUUGUGCAUCAGGCUAAAUGGGAUAAGUUAGACAGAGAAAGACAAAUACUGUAGAUCUUACUUCUAUGUGGAAUCUAAAAAAAGCCAAACUCAUAGAAACAGAGAAUAUAACGUGGUUGAUAGUGGUUGGGGAGGUGGAUGAAAUGAGAUGUUGGUCAAAGGAUGCAAACUCCCAGCUGUAAAAAGAAUAAGUUUGGGAGAUCCAAUGUACAGAACGGUGAGUGUAGUUAACGAUCCUAUAUUAUAUACUUGAAAAGAGGGUAUAUCUUAAAUAUCCUCACCACAUGCACACAGAAACACAAAGAUAACUAAGUGAAGUGAUAGAAGUGUUAACUGACCCUAUUGUGGUAAUCAUUUUGCAACAUAUGCAUGUAUCGAAUCACCCCAUUGUACGCCCUAAAUGUACACAAUGUUAUAUGUUAAUUAUAUCUCAUUAAAGCUGGAAACAAUUUUUUUAAAAUAUCAUAUCCCUCUAACACACAGGAUCCUUCCACUUCUAGUUUUGGGAGGCAUUGCAUGCACUCUGACUUUAGGGCACGCAUUCUGGUACUCGAAGUGGAAUUUGGGGGAAGGAGUAUCAACCUCAGCUUUGAUAUAUAGAAGGUAUUCCCUGUUUACAACAACCCAAAGUUCAAAUAGACAAGGAGGGUACAUCCCUCUCUUAGAGAAUGAGGGUCAUCUGUUUAGAAUGAGUGAAGUCCCCAUAAUAACUCUAGAUACAUUUGCCAGAGAAACAGGAAUUCUUUUAUAGAGGAACAAUUUGGGCUCUCUGAGGGCCACCAAGCCAAGCCUUCAGUAAUUACAGUAGAUACUGUCCUAGAGAAAGGGCCUAGUAUGUGAUAGCAUUAGUAAUGCCUUCACAGCCUUCUGUCUUGAUUCACUACCUGGGGUGUCAGGAUCUCAUCAGAAUACUAAGGGAUUUAGCAAGGGUUGUAAUCUGUGGUACUACAGAUUUGGUGCUUAUCUUAAGCUAACCCUCUGGACCAUAUCAGACUGGCCUAUCUAAAUAGUGUUCACCCAAUGUAUCUAAGAGGAAAUUGUGAUCUUUACUGACAGGUUAUAUAAGCAUAGAAUUUCCUUGGAAAAGUUUGCUAGAGAUAGAGCAGCUGGAUACAAAGGAAAAGUCAACAGUAGUUUCAUUCAUUCAUUCAUUUAACAAGUGCACCUGUGCCAGGCUCUGGGUUAGAGGCUAACAAUCAUCCUGGAGAACAGGAACAGGGUGUCGGCAGGGCUACAUUAUGUCUUAACUGUAAGAGCUAGCACCAUGGAUGAGUACAUAACAGGCAAAGCAAUAAGACUGAUUACAGUAGCAAAUGCAAGGGGAAGUGAGGGAGUCCCAAGAUUGGGAGCUGGGUUAAGGUGAAACAGCACGAGCAAAAAAUCAAGAAGGCAGGCAAUGAGGGUAUCCUCAGAAGACAGUAGGCAGUGUGGCGAGGCUGUACUGGGUUGAGGAACAGGAUGGCAAGUCACAACUGGGCCUGGUACAAAAGACCUGAAGACCAGGCUGAAGCACUUGUAUUUUAUACCAUAGAACAUGAAGAUCCACUGAAACUUUGUUCUUUGAAAAUAGGUGUAAUUUAUAUACCAUAAAACUCACUCAUUUUAAAUGUAUAACUCAGUGAUGUCUAGCAAACUUACUGAGUUGUGUGAUCAUCAACCAUCAUCCCGUUUUAGAACAUCCUCAUCAUUCCAACCAGAUGCCUCAUGCGUUUGCUUUCUGUCUUUGUACGUUUACUUUUGCAGGACAUUUAAUAUAAACAGAAUCAUAUAAUAUGUGGUUUUUCAUGUUGGUUUCUUUCACUUAGCAUAGUGUUUUUAGAGUCCAUCCAUGCAUGCUACAGUGUUCAAUCAUAUGGAUAUACCACAUUUGAUUUAUCUAUUCACCAAUUGAUAUACAUUUGGGUAGUUUCUAUCUUUUGGCUAUUAUGAAUAAGACUGCUAUAAACAUUCUCAUGUGCAAGUCUUUGUUCUCUUGGAUAGGUACCCAGAGUGGACUUUUUGCCUAUUUGGUAAAUUUAUAGUUAACUUUGGGGGGAGGGUCUUACGUCAUUAUUUUUAAAUCUUUUUUUAAAAGCAGCUUUAUUGAGAAAUAAUUUGAGAAAUAAUAAUAUACCAAAAAAUUUCCCUCCUUUAAAUAUACAAUUCAAUGAAGCUGUAAAUCAAUAUAUUUACAAACUUGUACAAUCUAAUUUCUAUUUUGAAUAAUACUGCUAUGAACAUUCACAUACAAAUUUUUGUAUGGAUGUAUGUUUUCAUUUUCUUGGGUAGAGAUACAUAGGGGUGAACUUACUGGGUGAUGUAGUAAGUAUAUACUUAACAUUUUAGGAAGUUGCAAAACUAUUUUCCAUAGUGUCUUCAAUAUUUAGUUUCCCAUUGGAGGGUUCCAGUUUCUCCCUAUUCUCACCAACACUUGUUAUUGUGACUUUUUGACUAUGGCCAUUCUAGUGGGUAUGAAGUAAUAUAUCAUUAUGGUUUUAUGUUGUAUUUCCUUAUGACCAAUAAUGGUGACCAUAUUUAGAGGUGCUUAUUAUAAGCUCUUCAUAGAUCUACUUUGGUGAAAUGUCUAUUCAAAUCUUUUGCCCACUUUUGAAUUGGGUUGUUUGUUUUAUUAUUGUGUUGUAAGAGUUCUUGACAUGUUCUGGAUAUAGUAUCAUAUUUAUGAAUUUUAAUUGUUUUCUCCCAGCCUGUGGCUCAUCUUUUCAUUUUCCCAAUGAUAUCUGUUGAAAGAUGUUUGAGGGGAAAGGAGACAAGACAGAGGUGUGCUUCAGAAAGAAUCUGGCAGCAGUAUGUGGGAUUGAUUGAAACAGACAGAAUUCUAACUAAUACAUCUCAAAUUGUAAUGUAGGGAAUAAGCACAGGCCAAGUUUCUCAAAAUUCUCUGGGAACCAAAGGGUUAUAAGCAACUAUUUAUUGAAGCCUGUUUACAGUCCAGUUAAUCAGUAAGCCAGAAUCAGUGAAACUACCCAUUCUGGGGGAGUACAAAAACCUUUCAAAAGGUCUCCCCAGAUUAGAAACAGAGAUGGGGGAGGGGAGAUGAGUGGCUAUUCCAGAGCUACAUAAUUUCCAGCUUUGAACGGGACAAUUCUGAACUUUCUUGUCAGGAUCUGUCACACUGCUGUUUACUGGCAGGAAACCAGGAAGACCUGGUUCUUGGCUCUUAGAUUUUGACUAGUUGUUGGGAGAGGUGGAGCCCAUUUUAGUGGGUUUCUUUGAAAAAGCCUAGUAAGAUGUCAGGCCUGCUCUUGGUCUCCUUCCACCUCCUCCUUCUCUUCAAGUUGGUCACCCCAGUGACCUUUCGCCACCACCGUUAUGAUGACCUUGUGCGGACGCUGUACAAGGUGCACAACGAAUGCCCGUACAUCACGCGAGUUUACAGCAUCGGGCGCAGUGUGAAGGGGAGACACCUCUACGUGCUGGAAUUCAGCGACUACCCUGGCAUCCACGAACCCUUGGAACCGGAGGUCAAGUACGUGGGGAACAUGCACGGCAACGAGGUGCUGGGCCGUGAGUUGCUGCUACAGCUGGCAGAGUUCCUGUGCGAGGAGUUCCGGAAUGGGAACCAGCGCAUCGUGCGGCUGGUGGAGGGCACGCGCAUGCACAUCCUGCCAUCCAUGAACCCUGACGGCUACGAGGUGGCCGUGGCGCAGGGCGCAGACAGUUCUGGGUAUCUGGUUGGCAGGAACAAUGCAAACGGAGUGGACCUAAACCGCAACUUCCCGGAUCUUAACACCUACAUCUACUACAAUGAGAAACACGGAGGCCCUAACCACCACUUGCCUCUUCCAGACAACUGGAAAAGUCAGGUGGAACCUGAGACCCAGGCUGUGAUCCAUUGGAUCCGCUCCUUCAACUUUGUUCUUUCGGCCAAUCUCCAUGGAGGGGCAGUUGUGGCCAAUUACCCAUAUGACAAGUCCCUUGAGCAUCGGGUCCGAGGGUUCCGCCGCACUGCCAAUACCCCCACGCCUGACGACAAGCUUUUCCAGAAGCUGGCCAAGAUCUACUCCUAUGCACAUGGAUGGAUGCACCAAGGUUGGAACUGUGGGGAUUACUUCCCAGAUGGCAUCACCAAUGGGGCUUCCUGGUAUUCUCUCAGCAAGGGAAUGCAAGACUUUAACUAUCUCCAUACCAACUGUUUUGAGAUCACGCUGGAACUGAGUUGCAACAAGUUUCCUCGCCAAGAGGAAUUACAGCGUGAGUGGCUGGGUAAUCGAGAAGCCCUAAUCCAAUUCUUAGAACAGGUCCACCAGGGCAUCAAGGGAAUGGUGCUUGAUGAGAAUCAUAAUAACCUUGCAGAGGCUGUCAUUUCUGUUAGUGGGAUUAACCAUGACAUCACAUCAGGUGACCAUGGAGAUUACUUCCGGCUCCUGCUUCCAGGCACCUACACUGUCACUGCCACAGCACCUGGGUUUGAGCCGGAGACAGUGACUGUGACCGUGGGCCCUGGGGAACCAAAACUGGUUAACUUCCAUCUCAAGAGAAGCAUCCCUCAAGCAACCCCUACCAGGAGAGUUCCCAACUCAGGACAUGAAGGCAGAGUCUUACCAAAGAAAGUGCAGCCCCGGGUCAGCUAGAAAAGAAGAGAUGGAGAUGAAGCAGCCCCAGAGAGUCCCUACUUGAAAUCACCAGUGCUGGGGCCACACGUUAGAAAGGCUUGUUCCUGCUUUCCCAUCAGAUGAAGCUUUCUAUUUUGUUAUCUGGGACAUAUUUAAACAUAAAUAUAUUCAGAACAAUUCAGAAUGGUCUCUGUUUCCAGGGUUAGCCCUCUGUUGUGGCAGUGAAUCCAUUCAGCAGUAUUCAGUUAAGAUUUUCCUAUUCUGGGGUAAUGGUUUGGCUCCAGAAGUCUCCAAUGCCAGUGCACACCGCAUCUGGAGGCCAGUUCCGGCUGGUUGGCCACUCUACUUCCAGAGUCUAUCAUCAAGCCUGCAACAUAGCAGGCAUUCAAGGGAGAUUUCUGAAGGAAUGGCUGAAAGGCUGACAUGAUUCUUAAUUGAUGCUGUUCCCAUAGCAAGACAAAGUGACCAAGUCUUCUGAAAUCCCAGAGGGCUAUUUCAACAAUAAGCAAUAGUUUCUCAAUAAGAAAAGGAUUUCAUACACAAAUGCCUAGAUACUGCCACUUAUUUUCAUACAUGGGCAUUUUACACAACAUGGAGCUUUCAAAACAUUUUCUGGGUUUGUAAGUGUGAUGUAAAUGACUCUAUGGAAUGACUCUGUCCUGUCCCUGUGCCAGUGACACCCAGCAAUGUCCACCUUGCUGAGUUCCCCAGAACCCAUUUGUACUAAAAAUGUUACUGAGGAAGAAGAUGUUAGUAAAGAUUUUGAAGAGAUAUGUAAUCACAAGCACACAAGUUCAUAACCUGCCAUUGGGUAUGUUGGGGUUCCUGCCCUUGGGGCUUGGUGAGGGUUCUUUGCCAUGUACCCCGUUUCAGAGCCCUGCCUCGGUGAAACAGGGCAAGCUCCAGUUUCCUCCACUUGUUCCACAUCCCCUCACUCUGUCAACCUCCCCCACCCCGGCCUCUGACUGACUGAUUGUCUGACUAACAUUGAAUUAUUUUGCUCCUUUCAACAGAUAUUCCCACACUUAUCAGAAGACAAAAGGUGCCUUAGCUGUGACAAC